AUGUCUGGCCUCGAGAUCAUUGGUGUUGCAGCCAGUAUCAUACAGGUCGCAGACUUAGGCACUUCCCUAUCCGUCAAACUGUUCUCCUUUUACCGACGAGUCAAAAAUGCAAACGAAACUAUACAGCUCCUGUCAAACGAGGUCGCACUUAUCAGUGCCAUUCUGCGUGAGCUGGGUGAUAGCUUGAAAGGGGGGGAAUCCUCUAAGCUCUGUUCAGAUGAGGCCUUUCAAACACUGAAGUGUGUUCUAGAGCAAUGUCGCGAUGUGCUUCAACAGAUCGAAAAAGUUGUCGAUAUCAAUGAUCAGUCUGGCAAAAGCCGUUUGCAACAGGUUACUGGGAAAUUUAAGCUCGUUUUACUAGAACCGAGCCUAGAUCCCCUGAAAGCCGACUUGGAAAGGCUCAAAUCAACAAUGCUGCUUCUGCUCAAUGUUAUUAUGUUUGCUGGGAAGGUUCGCAACCAUGAUAUACCGAAUAAUCAAGAGCAGCGUGCUUUGAUAGAGACACUAUUACGAGACAAACAACUUGAAAAGAAUGGCGAAAACUGUUCUCCGCCGAAAUAUCAACAGACUCAGCAUAUGCUCGACUCGAAAAUGCCGGGAGAAGAACCCCCAAAACCAAAUCCAUUCCAAGAAGGCGAGUUCGCCGAGGUGAAUGAGUAUAACGCACUGAUUCGGAAAAUGUUGCAUGAAAUUGAUUUCUGCAAAUCAAAACUCGAGAACAGCCGCUGUUCAAGAAUAAGAAAAGGUGUUCUGAGUAUACAUGACAGCGAGAUUAUUCGAUUCCAACUCACUCAUGGUCAUUCUGUUCUCCGUCAUUUUGACAAAUCACUAUUGAUCGACGAGAACGACAGCUCGGAAAGUCCAAGGGUUCACACUGCCUUGCCUGUGGCCCUCCCGGAUGAUAUUCAUAACUUGCUGUCCAAGGAAGGUCCAUCACAAACUGCAAACCAGCAUCAAUCGACCUCUAUCGACGUAUUGACGGUAAAACCGAAGAAAUGGGUUCUCGUGACCUUGGAUGGCUUGAACUUUCGUCUAGUCAACAUAUCCGAUAUUCCUUCAGUUGAGAAUUUACGUGCAAUGAUCUGUCAAAAUCUCGGGAUUUCCGACUGGGCUAGUGCGCAAAUCUCCCUCGCUGAGCCCGGUCAACCCGAACAUGGAGAGCCCAUGAGUGAUGCCAACCUGGCAUAUUGUUGUCAGAUAAAAUCGGAUUCUGGCGCUCCCUUGAAGCUGUUCGUGCGAGGAAAUUCCCGAUUCCACGGUCUAGGUUUGUCAAUGGCGGAGGCGCCCUGGAUGUAUCCAACAGCAGCGCACGAACAUGUCCUUAGCAAACCGCUAGGGGAAGAAGCCCUCUCGAGGAUUGAAAAUCCACCCAGACUACGUUCACCCGUAUUGAUCUCCCGACAAACGAUGGGUAAAGCUUCCUCAGUCAAGACACCCCCUACCGACAACGUGCAGGAGUCCAGCAAGUUACAGAACUCUCUAAAAUCGGGUUGGCUCUCUCGCAACGAGUCUGAACUACUCGAGAUUGAGCGGAAGCACAAGGCACAAUAUCUCUCUGAUAAGAAAAACGCUUAUGGUGAGAGUAGCUAUAAGCACACAGAGGUCAUUGAAAACAAGCCCGGCUCACCGACUGCGCCGAACGAGUCAACGACCCCCAGCAGACCCGCCUCCCCGGGUCAAGGACCAGUUCACAGUGACUAUCCUCGGGUCCAGUUAACGGUUCCAACACAUGGCCUGGAAUCUGAACUUGCCAAUAUGGACCGAACGAAUAAUGCCACCGGCGCAUCACUGCCUGCUCCUUUCCCGUCAUCUACCAACCGAGAGGAUGCUAUCUCGGAGCCUGACCAGUCUGCUGCACUUUAUUCUCCUGUAUCAGCCGCUUAUUCUCCUGCCUCGCCCGCUUAUUCCCCUAUGUCACCCUCCUACUCUCCUACCUCACCCGCUUUUUCCCCUGUAUCGCCCUCCUAUUCUCCGGCGUCGCCAUCUUAUUCUCCUGUAUCACCCUCAAACGGAAAGCUUGGUCGCUCUCCUGCGCUUUAUUCUCUUCGGUCUCGAGAACAGUCUGGAGAAGAGUCUGAUGAAGAAGCAGAUGAAAACUCUCAUACUGAUCCUCCCUCGGCGAUGAACAAACUGAUCGCGCUACCAGAGAGCUUUGAAGACUUAAUCUUGCGCUGGACCAAGCUUGGGCUGAAUGAGAUUGAAGCACUCUGA
Penicillium samsonianum is the source of this 2211-nucleotide messenger RNA. RefSeq lists its product as uncharacterized. Bases 1 to 2211 code for a protein of 736 amino acids. Gene Ontology annotation, molecular function: DNA binding. The record is from RefSeq and is a predicted model, not a curated record. Gene Ontology annotation, biological process: transcription by RNA polymerase II; regulation of DNA-templated transcription. NCBI's taxonomy places the organism in Eukaryota, Fungi, Ascomycota, Eurotiomycetes, Eurotiales, Aspergillaceae. The transcript has 3 exons.